CAGCCCGCGGGCCAUGCGCCUUCAGUACUUAGAAGGGGAACUGUAUUAUAGCGAUGGUUUGACGCCAGUCGAGAAAGACCUCCGGCGACGCAUGUUUUACAGACAGGAGUCUGAUCACCUGCGUGAGACACGGGCGUUGAAAGCCAAGAGCAUUAGCUCUAUGAACGGCGCGGACAACAAGCUUGCUGACAACUACGAAGUCCUGAAGAUCCUGGGCAAGGGGAGUUUCGGGGUUGUCAGACUUGUACGCGAGAAAUCAUCCGAGGUGGUUAGCGACAACGCAAAGACGCCGACACAGAAAAAGCCUGUAUACGCCAUGAAGGUAAUCCGCAAAUCUACCAUGUUGAAGACAAGCCAGGAGGGUCAUUUGCGAGCUGAGAGGGACUUUCUGGUUUCUUCCGAGAACUCGAGAUGGUACGUCCUCCCCAUCCAAGCAUCCAAGUUGUACGACCGGGCCAUGGUGUGUGGUACUAAUAAUGGAGGCGAACAGGAUUGUACCACUCAUCGCCAGUUUCCAAGACGCGGCUAAUCUCUAUCUUGUCAUGGAGUAUAUGCCCGGUGGCGACUUUCUGGGGUUCCUCAUCCGCGAGAAUAUUCUCAACGAGCCCGUCGCCAAGUUCUAUAUCGCCGAGAUGAUACUUUGCAUCGAGGAAGCCCACUCGCUACGCUGCAUCCACCGUGACAUCAAGCCAGACAACUUUCUCGUGUCAGCAACAGGCCACCUGAAGAUCUCGGAUUUCGGCUUGGCUUUUGACGGCCAUUGGUCCCAUGACACAAGUUAUUACCAUACUCACCGAUACAGCCUUGUCCACAAGCUGGGCCUGUCGAUAGAUGGCGACACCCAAGACCGUCAAGAGGGUUCCGAGGGGACACUCAAGUGGAUUCAGAACGUGGCCGAAGCGAUGCGGAAGCACGAACGCAGACUCCCUCAAGACGGACACCUGAGCGAUGUGCGGCAGCAGGAACCCCUGCUCAAUUGGCGCAAUCGUUGCGGCAACCGUGCUGCCGCCCGAUCCGUCGUAGGCACAAGCCAGUACAUGGCACCCGAAGUCAUCCGUGAGGGUGACUAUGAUGCCCGAUGCGACUAGUGGAGUCUGGGCAUCAUCCUGUACGAGUGCCUAUACGGACAUACGCCCUUUCUGUC
Pseudomassariella vexata is the source of this 1144-nucleotide messenger RNA. RefSeq names its product kinase-like domain-containing protein. The coding region runs from base 477 to 1088 and encodes 203 amino acids. Gene Ontology annotation, biological process: intracellular signal transduction; peptidyl-serine phosphorylation. NCBI's taxonomy places the organism in Eukaryota, Fungi, Ascomycota, Sordariomycetes, Amphisphaeriales, Pseudomassariaceae. The transcript has a single exon. Gene Ontology annotation, molecular function: protein serine/threonine kinase activity; ATP binding. The record is from RefSeq and is a predicted model, not a curated record.